UGUGCAGCACAGGUGUUCGUCAUCUUCCCCACGCGCGCAAGAACGCUCAAGCAAAGACUAGUUCCCAUGGCAACCAUUGCCACUGUAUAUACAUCGAGAGAGGGAGAGAGAGCAAGCGGCAUUGGUUGCUAAGUUGCAGUGUAAAGAGUGUGUGAACUAGCUGACCGGCCAUGUCGGAGUGGCUUCGAGGCACGGCUCACAGGUGGAGGGAGCUCCAUGGCCAGAACAACUGGGACGGCCUCUUGGACCCGUUCGACCUCGACCUCCGCCGCACCGUCAUCCGCUACGGCGAGAUGGCGCAGGCGACGUACGACGCCUUCAACCACGAGAAGCUCUCGCCGCACGCGGGCCUCUCGAGGUUCGGCAGGCGCCGCUUCUUCGAGCGGGUGCAGCUGCCGGACCACGCCGCCGCAUACCGCGUCACCAAGUUCCUGUACGCGACGUCGUCCGUCGCCGUGCCCGAGCCGUUCAUCCUGAGGUCCGUGUCGCUCGGGCGCCGGUGCCGGGAGUCCAACUGGAUCGGCUACGUCGCGGUGGCCACCGACGACGGGAAGACCGCGCUCGGGCGCCGGGACAUCGUCGUCGCGUGGCGAGGCACGACGCAGGCGCUCGAGUGGAUCAACGACAUGGAGUUCGUCAUGGCGCCACCCAGGAGCCUCCUCGGCGACGAAGCCUCCGAAGCCACGGUGCAUCGAGGGUGGCUGUCCAUGUACACGUCCAGUGACCCUGAGUCCAGCCACAACAAGGACAGCGCGAGAGAUCAGGUGCUGAGCGAGGUGGCGAGGCUGGUGAGCAUGUACGACGGCGAGGAGCUCAGCAUCACGGUGACGGGGCACAGCCUCGGCGCCGCCCUCGGAACGCUGAACGCGUUCGACAUCGCCGCGAACGGCUACAACAGGUCACCCCGCGCCGCCGCGGCGACGGCGACGGGCUGCCCGGUCACCGCGUUCGCGUUCGCAAGCCCACGCGUCGGCGGGCACGGCUUCAGGAGGCGGUUCGAUGGCGCGCGCGGCGCCGGCCUCCGCCUCCUCCGCGUCCGCAACGCCCGCGACAUCGUCCCCAGGUACCCAACGGCGCUGCUGUACCACGACGUGGGCGCCGAGCUGGCGAUCGACACGGGCGAGUCGCCGUACCUGAGGAAUCCCGGGAACGAGCUUCUGUGGCACAACCUCGAGAGCUACCUGCACGGCGUGGCCGGCGCGCGUGGCGGCGAGGCCGGUCGGUUCGAGCUCGCCGUGGAGCGCGACGUGGCGCUGACGAACAAGUUCUACGGCGCGCUGCGCGACGAGCACCCCGUGCCGGCCGGGUGGUGGAUCCCGUCGAACAGGGGAAUGGUCAGAGGCGCCGACGGCCGCUGGACUCUGAUGGACUGCGAGGAAGACGAAGACGCUGAAUAGCAAAUGUACAUCCCAACGUUGCAUGAACACGUACAUUACAUGCAUUAAUGAAUAAAUAAUUAGUACA
Messenger RNA from Oryza brachyantha (malo sina), 1464 nucleotides. Its product is annotated as phospholipase A1-II 6-like. Bases 171 to 1397 code for a protein of 408 amino acids. The record is from RefSeq and is a predicted model, not a curated record. Gene Ontology annotation, biological process: lipid metabolic process. The transcript has 2 exons. Gene Ontology annotation, molecular function: glycerophospholipid phospholipase A1 activity. NCBI's taxonomy places the organism in Eukaryota, Viridiplantae, Streptophyta, Magnoliopsida, Poales, Poaceae.